AUGGGUAAGGUAGAGGUAGAUCAGGUCAUACACCAUUUCAGCCACCAACACCCUCUGAGCCUCUCCAACCUCCCACAACAGACCCCAAACACACAACCAUCAUGCUCAGGUUGCACCCUCAAAGCCUCUGGAUGGAUGUACACCUGCAAAACCUGCAACUAUUCCCUCCACAUCUCAUGCUCUAAAAUGCCACCAAUGAUCAACCAUCCAUCACAUGUGGCCCACCCACUAACCCUCUUCUCAUCUCCCAUCUACCCCGAAGGUGUGUUCACAUGCAACGCGUGCGGGAAACAAGGUGCCGGCUUUUGCUACCAUUGCAAGGUGUGCGAGCUCGAUAUCCACAUCCUUUGUGCAGCAAUGAAGCUAUCAGUUACCCAUGAGGCCCACCAUCACACCCUCAACCUUGAAUUCUCCCCUCCCUACCACAACAAAAGCUUCAGUUGCGACAUAUGCAAGCGAACUGGCUCAAACCAUUGGCUAUAUCGGUGCAACAUAUGUGAGUUUGAUGCCCACAUGAGUUGUGGCGUGGCAAAGUCCAAAUCAGGAGGCUGCACUCAAUUUCAACAGCAGCAGCAGCAACAACAACAAUUACAAGUUGGAUUCUCUAAUGGGUCUCGAAGUAUUAAUCAAGUGAAUCAUUAUGUUCAACAACAACCACUACAACUACAACAACAGCAACAACAACAAUUACAAUUUGGAUCCUCUAAUGGGUCUGGAAGUAUUAGUCAAGUGAAUCAUUAUGUUCAACAACAACCACUACAACAACUGCUACAACAACAACUGUUACUACAGCAACUGCUACAACAACACCAACAACUACAGCUUCCAUAUGUGCCACCCCAAUUUCCAGUUCCUGAAACUGGAUUCACAACUGGGUCUCAAUAUAUCAACCAACCAAGCCAUUGCGUGAGUGGACCGAGAUUUGGCGCCACUGGUCAUGUUCAACCUUCAGGGAGUACCGGAUUGGCCAGCAAUCUGAUGCAGCAUGCGAUUCAGGGAUUUGUGGAUGGAUUAAGUCAGCAGGGAGGGCAGAGUAAUAUGAUGCAAGGUCUGUUGGGAGAUCCUUCUUCUUCUUCUGGUCUGGAUAUUGGGUCAACCAUUCUAAGCAGUGUCAUUGGUUUCAAUAACUAGGAUUGAUAUGUUGUGUGUCAUUGGUUUCAAUAACUAGGAUUGAUAUGUUUUGUUUGCACUUUUCCUUUCUCUUUUAAGCAAUGCAGCUGUAAUUUUAGCUUGCCAUGUGUCUGGUUUUCUUAAAUGUAUAUUUUCAAGAGAUGUGUUAAUCCAUUGUAGCUAGAUUAUCUCAACUGUAUCUAGGAUGGUUUUUGUUGCCCAUAAUGUUGUUCAUCAUCACCACCUUGUUUUUCUUCAUCUUGUCGUCAUUGUUAAAAUGUAUGCUUAUUAGUUCAA
Messenger RNA from Magnolia sinica, 1407 nucleotides. RefSeq lists its product as uncharacterized. The transcript has a single exon. NCBI's taxonomy places the organism in Eukaryota, Viridiplantae, Streptophyta, Magnoliopsida, Magnoliales, Magnoliaceae. The record is from RefSeq and is a predicted model, not a curated record. Bases 1 to 1131 code for a protein of 376 amino acids.